Messenger RNA from Dendrobium catenatum, 1730 nucleotides. RefSeq names its product PP2A regulatory subunit TAP46. Lineage: Eukaryota; Viridiplantae; Streptophyta; Magnoliopsida; Asparagales; Orchidaceae. The coding region runs from base 252 to 1448 and encodes 398 amino acids. The transcript has 10 exons. Gene Ontology annotation, cellular component: cytosol. The record is from RefSeq and is a predicted model, not a curated record. Gene Ontology annotation, biological process: regulation of signal transduction; regulation of dephosphorylation. Gene Ontology annotation, molecular function: protein phosphatase 2A binding.
CUAGGUUAGCCUUUCAUCUUCUCUUUUCGUCGUUGCUGUUCGGCUUCGUUGCUUUGCAGGAGGUGUAUAGAUUGCACGCGUCGCUUCUUCAGCUAUUCGACUUCGCUCCUUCGACGACUUUCUCUUCCUGUCGGAUCGGAAGUUACGACAUUUUGAUCGGAAGCAAGAACGGGAUUUCGCUGACUGUGAAGUGUUAUUAUUCGUCGUGGUUUUAUAAGGGCUCAGAUCAAUUGAAUUUUGGUUUGGAUCUCAUGGCGGACGUGAAGAUGGAGGAGAUGUCCCUCCCUGCGCUCUUCGAGCUGGCUAGGAAAAUAUAUUACGCAGCAUCGGAUUCCUCAGUGGAUCAGGAACAACUGAAAAAUGGGAUUGAUUUGCUGCGUCGUUGUGAUGAGAUGGUGAGCAAGCUCGGGCUAUUCUCGUCUAACGAGACUAAAGAUGACGUUAGCACCACGAAUCUGAAAUACAUCUUGGUCCCAUUUUAUCUUGGAGAACUGACAGAAAAACUUGCAAAAGAGGACAGGAUUGAGAUUCUUAAAAUGUCGCGUGUUCAAUUGAAGGAAUUUAUUUCAAUCUGUGAGGCUCUUGAACUUGUGCCCAAAGAGGAGAUUGAGUCUUCUAAGACAAGCAGUACAGAUUUGGCAGCGGCAAGAGCCAAAAAGAUUGCUCGUUUUAAGCGUCAAAAAGCUGCUGAAGCAAAACUUCAAGAAAUCAAAGAAAGGAAGGAGAGGAGAGGCCGUUCAUUGAGAGCUUCAGCUCUUUCUGCCCCUAUUGAGGCUGGGGAGGAAGAUUUGCUUGAUGAUGAUGGUGAAGAAAGGGAGGCCUGGAUAACUUCUAUCUCUCUGGCUAUUUGCAAGGCUUUUGACCUGCUUGAUAUGCUAAAGAAAGAGGAAGAGAUGCUAGUUGCUGUGAAGGAACAAAGUUCACAGGCAGGUAAUGAUUAUUUUGCUCGAGAAGUACUGGAUGAGCGUACCCAAAAAGCUGAAAUGUGGCAUAAAACUGCUGCUAGUCGAGCUCCUUUCCUGAAACCUUCCCAACCUAUCAGUUGUGCAACUUUUGCACAAGAUGUUAUUGAAGGGAGAGCAAAGGCGUCAGAAGUACAUGAGCACAAACACCAGCCUCUGAUAUUUGGACCUGCUAGCUUAAUUGGUGGAAAAUUAACUAGUGAGAGAGAGAGAAUGGCAGCACAAGUCUUCCAGCCUGGUUACAGGUUGCCCACCAUGAGCAUAGAAGAAGCUGGCUUAAGAGAAAUGGAGAUUAUGAACAAGUGGCAGGAAAGGAAUACAAAGCUCAUGGAGGAGGCCAACUCUUCCUGGCACAAGGAUAGGAAUCGCCGAGAAAAUGACGACGACGACGACGAUGAGGCUCAGGAGAAGGCGCGAGCAUGGGAUGAUUGGAAGGACGACCACCCUCGAGGUGCCGGAAACAAGAAGCUCACUCCUUGCGGGUAAAGAAAGCUUUGUAACCUGGCAAAUUAUUACGUCCGGUGUCCGGAUGCAUCUGGAGGCGAAUUUGGACGUGCCAUGUCACUCCGACUCCGGUGCAUCCGGGUGACGUGGCAUUUCCUGAUUUGCCUCCGGACAGUCCGGACACCGCAUGUAAUAAUUUGCCCUGUAACCUCUGUAAGUAUUUUUUUACAUCUACAGAUCUUUUAUAGUUAGGGAAGAUGACUUUUGAACUCUCUUUAUUUAUUUUGGCUGUUAUAUUAAUAGAAAACAUUUUAGUUUUUCAGU